ACAGUUUGUCAGCAGGGUCACAUGUGUGAGGGUCCGAGCCGCCAUUUUUUACGUUUGUGUACCGGACUGUACCAGAGUCUGAUCUCUGACCUUUACUUGACGAUUCGAGUAUCUGGGUUCUGAUUGGACAAGAAACCAUGUGAAUUUUACUGAUCAAGACCAGAAUUCAGAAGAAGUCAGAAUUCCAGGAAAGAAUUGGACCAGAUCUUUUGAAUGCCAGGACCUGUGGGUUCUGACUGGACAUAACUUCUGGAUAUUGAUUGGAUAGGAGUGCUGAGCUGACAACCUUCAUUGGCUCUGAUUGGACAGAAUCCCUGUUUCUUCUGUUCUCUGAUUGGACUGGACAGGAUACUUGUUGGACGUCUGGUGUCCGAUUGGACAGUACUCCUGUUUUUCCAGUGACUCAAAAAUCCCUAAAUUUGGAUUGGGCCAGAAAAGUAGACUAUCAUUGGAUGGGCUCUUGGGUUUUGAUUGGAUGUAACUCCUGGAUAAUGACUGGACAUGAAUUUCAAGCUCAGUUUGGAUGGGAGUUUUGAGCUGACAGGACCCUUUGGCUCUGAUUGGACAGAAUCCCUUACUCUUCUGAACUCUGAUUGGACUGCACAUGAUGAUUGAGUUCUGAUUAAAAGUGAUCUCAUGACUCUGAUUGGACAGAUUGGGCAGAUUGUAAUUUAAAUUCCUGGACUUGAACCCUGGACUUUUGACUUGGUCAUAACAUUUGGGUUCUGACUAUUUAGAAUUCCUACAUACUAAUCAGACAGGAAUUUUGAUCUCGAAUCUCUGAUUGGACAGUAAGCUUUUUUUCUCAGUGGCUGGAACUUUUGUGUUCUAAAUGGACAUAAUCCCUGGUCUUUAAUUGAAUUUGGACAGAAUCCCUAGUUUCUAAUUGGACCACUUGUUUCUUACUUGCUGAAACAAUUGGGUUGUGAUUGGACAAAAACUCAGGUCCUUGAGUGAAUGUUACCUCUGUUUCCUCAUUGGCCAGAACUUUUUGGGUACUCAAAAAAAAAUUCCUCACAACUGGUGUUGGGUGCGUGUUCAAGAUGACCACAGAACUCCACAGAGACAGACACAGAAGAUCUGGGAGACUUUCCUCUUCCUCAUCUUCAUCAUCUUCAUCUUCUGGUGUCCUCAUGGCUCAGAGAGUCGCCACCGUGAUGCUGACCAGCCAAAGACGCCACACACAGAGGAUGCCGCUGACCAAUCACACGCAGAGAAGACGGCACACAGGUAGUAUUGAACCGAAGGUUGGAACAAUGCCAGAUUCACCAGCUGAUGUCAAAACCCAGCCCAGGUCGACUCCGCCCACAAUGCCACCUCCACCACCUGCUGUGAGCCAGGCAGCCAAUCGUAACGCUUCAUUCACACCUACAACCAUGUUGAACGGCAGCAGUCACUCUCCCACAGCGCUGAAUGGAGCUCCCUCCACUCCCAAUGGUUUCAGUAACGGCCCGGCCAGCUCCUCCACCGGCUCUCUGCCCACCCAGCAGCUGCCCCCGGCCUGUGGAGCGCGGCAGCUCUGCAAACUCAAGCGCUUCCUGACCACGUUGCAGCAGUUCGGCAACGACAUCUCGCCCGAAAUUGGAGAGCGAGUCCGCAGCCUCGUACUCGGCCUGGUGAACUCCACUCUCACUAUAGAAGAAUUCCACUCCAAACUGCAGGAGGCCACCAACUUUCCCCUGCGCCCCUUCGUCAUUCCGUUCCUCAAGGCAAACCUGCCUCUGCUGCAGAGGGAGUUGUUACACUGUGCUCGGAUGGCUAAGCAGACUCCAGCGCAGUAUUUAGCUCAGCACGAGCAGCUGCUCCUGGACGCUAAUGCUAGCUCCCCCCUCGACUCCUCCGAAAUACUGCUGGAGCUCAACGAACACGGCAAGAGACGCACUCCUGACAGGACCAAAGAUGCUGCAGCUGAAAGGGAUGGGCUACACGCAGAGCAUCUGGCGAAGAGGCCGUGUACAGUCAGCCCCAGCCAACGCUUCAGCCCCAGCAGUGGCCUGGCUGCCCACGCGCCCCCUAAUGGCCUGCCUACGCACCCCCCCAACGGCCUGCAUCCGACCCCCCCAGGCCCACAGCAGUACCGACUGGAGGACAUGGCCCUGGCUCAUCAUUACAGAGACGCAUACAGACAUGUGGAGCACAGGGAGGCCAGAGAGCGCCACCGCCAGACAGCUGUGCAUGGGGCACGUCAGGAGGAGGUGAUCGAUCACCGGCUGACUGACCGCGAGUGGGCCGAGGAGUGGAAGCACCUGGAUAACUUGUUGAAUUGUAUCAUGGACAUGGUGGAGAAGACGCGGCGCUCGCUGACUGUCCUGCGGCGUUGUCAGGAGGCAGACCGCGAGGAGAUGAACCACUGGAUCCGGCGCUACAGCGAUGUGGAGGAUAUGAAAAAAGGUGGGGGCUCCGCCCAGCGGCCGCUCCAUCAUCAACACAAGCCUUCAUCCCCCCCCAACAGCACUAACGGCAGCGAGCCUCAGCACAUAGAUAUACAUCGGGACUUUCUGCAUCGGCCCCCAUCUGGAUACCUUCCUGAAGAGAUCUGGAGGAAAGCAGGUGCCCCCAGCAUCCCGCUCUCCCCAGCACUAAAGCAGCUCCACAGCAAGCAGGAGGAGGCAGUGAACGAGGUAAAGAGGCAGGCCAUGUCGGAGCUGCAGAAGGCCGUGGGCGAGGCAGAGAGGAAAGCUCAUGAGAUGAUUUCGGCUGAACGCUCAAAGAUGGAGAGAGCACUGGCCGAAGCAAAGAGACAGGCUUCAGAGGAUGCACUGUCCGUCAUUAACCAGCAGGAGGAUUCAAGUGAGAGUUGCUGGAACUGUGGCCGCAAGGCAAGUGAGACUUGCAGCGGCUGCAACACGGCGCGCUACUGCGGCUCCUUCUGCCAGCACAAGGAUUGGGAGAAGCACCACCACGUGUGCGGCCAGGGCCUGCAGGGUCUGCCCGGAAGCAGCAGCGGAGUCCCUCUGGGGGCGGGGACACCAUCCUCUUCAUCCACAUCCAAUUCCUCCUCCUCUUCCUCCUCCAGCAUCCCACCCACGCACUCUGAAAGCAACCCGCCCGGACCCCUGAGCCUGGCUGGAGCAGCAAGCAGCCCGAAGGACGCCGGCUCUGGCUCCAGCAGUGCCUCGCGCUCCACCACCCCCGCCACGCCAGCUCUGCUGGACUCCUCAUCGCGCUGACACCUGCGACCCCACCCCUUUUCGGAAUGGGCACACAAACAAUACACACAAAAACCCACACCUGCUGCUGCUGCUUCUUGUGCACCCUCUCUGCUCCAAAAAACAAGCUGGGGAAAAAUCUCUGCUAGUGGGGCUUUUCCGUUGUUUGGAACUCCGGAAUGAUAAAGACUGUAAAAAGGACAACUCCCUGUAUCCCAGCCAUCUCUAUUCAGUCACAGACAAUAUAAACAUACAAUAUUGGAAGGGUUUAAGUUAACAAAGGCCAUAGGAUGCUUGGAUACGAUUCCGAUCUGCAUAAAAAUUCUGUCUUAUUAUAAAUAAGGCACGUUACAUUUGAUAAGUAGAUUGAUCAGUAACUUUAGGCUUGGCUAUGCUAAUAAGUGGCCUCAAUAGUUUAAGCCCAGUGUGCAUGAAGGAGGCAUCCUGGAAUCUCCUGACUGGGACAUUUUGUUUUCUUUCCGAGACUGUAACAGGAGUCAAAACUCCUUCAUUUUUAUUUUUGUGGAGGGGCAGUAGACACCUCCCUCAGUCCACAUCUGGAAUUACAGCGCUCCUGUCCGCACACAGUUCUAAAAUAUUUCUUUCAGCUGGUUUGUUUUUGGCUUUAAUGACAUAUAAAGAAAAGUCCAAAAAAAUUAUAAAUAAUCCAAAAUAAAUAAUAAACAAAUAAUAAUAAAUAAUAAUACAAUUUUAAAAAGCUUAAAGACCAGAUAACUACCUUGCUAGCGAGCCAAGAAAAACCUACACCGGACUCACCUCUCUGUUGUGACGCGAACCCAAAAGAAUUGUACGUAAAAAAAAAAAAAAAAAAACGAUCCAAACCUUUUUAAAUACACUGCCAAAGUUAACCAAGAGUCAAGGAGAAGCACUCGUCUCGUAACCAAACGCAAACGACUUCACCUCCUUCACCCUGAGGAUGGUUUCUGUGGGAAAAAUGAUGAGCGAAAAGGAGCGGCUCCCUGUAAACCUCCUCAACCCACCCCAAGAACCCCAACCCACCCCAAGAACCCCAACCCACCCUAACGAACUGACUCGCUCAAAUAAAAAGGCUAUAGACAGGCAAGCGAACUGGACGAGAUGGCGGGACAAACAACAAAGAAGUGGAAAUAGAAAAGGAGAAAGACAAAAACGCACUCUUGACCUCUCUCGAAGGAAAAGAUGAAUGGCAUUGGGAACUGCCAAAAAAAAAAAAAAAGACUGUCUGUGCAAGGAUUGUACACAAGCUUUUUUCAGAAGCAGUUGUACUUCCUUUUUUCUAAAAAAAAAAAAAAAAAGGCAAGAAAAGGGACAUGGACAAAAUACUUUUUUUGCAUUGAGUCGUUCUCAUCAUUUCACCCACCUGUCUUUUGUUCCUCCAAAGCAUGACAAGCAGACUAACUAAUGCGCCUCAUGAAGGCAGUGUAGACUUGGUUCUCUUCUCUUUUCUAUCUAUCUAUUUAUUUAUCUCCGUCUCUAUCUUCUUCCCUUCUACAUCCUCCUUUGUCUUUUCUUCCUUCUCUCCUGCUGUGAAGCCCUGUCCCCUCCCCUCUCAGCAACAGAAAAAUGAGCAGAUAUGUAAGAAGGGAUCAAACAUGUAGAUAUUUCCUCUGUUCUUUUCUUUUCUUGGUUCUGUUUCUCUACAUCUCUGUCUCUGAUGUCUGUCUGCGCUGCCCUUGUGUGUGAAAAGGAAAAAUUGACUUUUAUUUUAUUUUAUCUUUUUUUGUUCGGGCUGAAAAAAGAAAAGAAAAGAAAAGAAAAGAAAGGACGCUCGGAGGGGAGAAAGGUUGUGCUGUACCUUAUUGUUGGAUUUGUUGGGUGUCAUGAGAAAUCCUCAUGUAGAGUAUUUUAUAUGUGGCUCGCAUUGUGAGACAGCGAGAGGACGGAGGUGCAAUAUAGAGAAGAGAAUUCAGCUACUGAAUGGAACCUCAGAAACCACCCUUAGGGUAACCUUAUAUUAUAAAUAUACAUAUAAAUAUAUUUAAAAUAACAACAGUAACUUAAUGUGAAUGUAUAUAGUAUUUAAACAAACAAACAAAAAAAGAAAAAAAAGAAAAAGAGGUCCAAAAAAUGUGUUUGCCAAAUAACAGAAACCUUUAAAGUAUAACGUCUAGAAUUUUCUAGAAAGUUCUCUCCACUCUUUUCCUUCCGAAUCAAAAGCAGUUGUAAUUACUCAUUCACACUCAUUCACAUCUGCGUUUAACCCCCAUGUAUUUAACUCUGUAUAGUAUGUAAUCUAUAGUCGUAGGUAAAAGGGGGGAGGAUAUGGGAGUGAUUUUCUCAUCACCGCUCGUAUAGAUUACUGCUAGAGGGCUUCACUUUGACUGAUUCUCUGAAACCUCCACACACUCUUUUCCCCUUUAGGAAGAGAGCAGCGAUGCGGUUUGAAGUGUGUAAUGCAGCCUGCCUACUAACUAGAGUGGUGAUGACAGUUUUUCAGAAGCUGAGAGAGCAAAGGAGCUGGGAUUGUCACACAGAUCUAAGAAGUGACCCUGAUCUACUGAAUACAAUAUCACCAAAUCGACGCACCAAUUUUUGGGAUAUGCUUUAAAUGGGCAUUAAAAGAUAAAUGAAAAGAAAACACAUUGGAAAAAAAACACAAAUAUUUGGGUAUCUCUUGUGAAUUUCUAAAAAUCCCAAAAACUCUGUUAGCAUUAGAUCCCCCAGCAUCAUUCCAACAAAUUCUUCCUCUAACCUGCAGAUUCAGUAGCUAGCCCUCUUUUCUGAGGCGGUGGAGUGCCCAAUGGCACAAUCAAAUGUGAAAAACACACUUGAUAAGGUUUAAGAGUGUGUGGAGUGAAGUCAAAAAGGGUCUGAGUGAAAUCCUCACACUAGCAAAGCACUAGCAAAAGGCCAUGCCGUUCCUGAGGGCUCUCCAAUGUGACAAAAGCCCUCAAAAGUGAAGUGAAGUGACCAGUCGCUGUGUAUCCUUUCAUCAUUUUGGUCACCCGAACGAACAACCAAAAGCACUCCAGCUUUACAGUGAAGGGUUCCCGCCUGCAAAUGUCAAACCGAACAGGCGAAACGUGUUGUGCACUCGAAACGUCUCGUACACAUGCCGUACCUCCGAUAUGGACCAAAACUUGAACGUUUUAUUGUUUAUUGUGUCAUUGUUGUAGAGCUUUUGAUGUUUUGAUUGACAGCUCCAUUAAUUUAUCACAUAUUUGCAUAUUUGAAUGAUCUAUUUUCUUAUUUCAUAAUCUAAAUUAAUAUAUUCAAGUCAUUUUUUUUAGCCAUGUAGUUCUCUGUUGCCUGCUUACAGUGUGUAUACAAGCAGAUGAUCUGAACUGAGGUACAGUAUGUAGUUCUCUCUCUCGCCUGACAGUCCGUUUUAUUUGUUGGGAUGUUUUUGGGGGCCGAACCUCUUUGGCCCUUAUUUCUCCUCUCUCCUCACCCUCUCCUUCUCUCUUCCUCACUAGCUACCUCCUAUUUAAGAGUGUGAGAGCACCACCUAAGCUCAGAAAACCAUUAGCAGACAUGCAAACCUGAACCAACCAUCACCCAGCUUUAGUUACGCCGUCACGUUUGAGUUAAUGUCUGUUACUUUUUUUAUAUUCUUUUUUAUAAAUAAAAGAUUAUUGAGAUGCACGAGUGUGAAGAACCUUAACAAGCUUCAUGUAAAUUGAAGGUUCUAAGUCAGUUUAAGUAUACUCUUUUUUGAGAAAAGAAUAAUUAAGAACCAUUAUUUUUAAAAUGAAGACUGACUAUGGGUAGACUCAUAUUUUCGCUCUCAGAAUAGAUAAUAAGAAUUACGCACAGUGUUAUAUUCUGUGCUACAUAUAACACAGGCAGUGUGUUUUUACAUUAUUCACCUGAGAUCCGUUUAAAACCCUCACAAAUUAACUUCCUAAAUGCAUAUAAUUCAUUAAUGUGUACUGUUUAAACAAAUGUCAUAUGUAAGUAUAAUAAAAAAUAUACUAUAAACAGUCUAAAAUACAGUGGAUUUGGUGAGAAAAGAUUUGGGCUACUUUACCUGUUGUGUGAACGUAGCCUUAGUUAAAAAAGUAAAAACACAUCAACACAUUAUUUUAGGUUAAGUUUGGAUUUAGACCAAUCUAACCUUGCUUUUUUUCAUGUUCCGUUAUAAAUAACACAUAAACAUAUCAGUUCUGUCUUUAUUUAAACAUGUAUUGCAGCUCAACACAUCUCAUAGUUAAAAUAACCAAAAGCACAGACCAAAGCAUCUCUGCACGCUGGUGGAUCCUGAAGCAGCGUUAAUAUUUCGGACUUUGCGUGAACUGUGAACCAAAGUGUCGGGAACAAACCACACGUAUGAAGCACAAGCACCAAACCACAAGUAGGAGAGAAGAGAUUUGUAGCUUAUAGAAAUAAAAAAAUGAAAGUGUUGCUUGUUUCUGCAAAUCCAAAGCAUCUGAUAACUCUACUACAGGCGUCUGAGGCCAAGCUAGCUCAAGGAUGUAAGAGAUAUUAUUGUGAGAGCGAAUGAGUUAGUGUGUGAAGAACGAGAGGGCAUGAAUGUGUGCUUGAGAGAUAGAGGCUUUCUAUUCAUAAUCUUUGCUGUACAAACUACUUGAAUCUCCAGAGCUUUAAUAGAACACCCACAAGCAAAAUUAAGGCAGAGAAAUGAUAUGCAUGCACUUCUCUUCCUCCCGUCUUACUUUAUCUAGGCUUUGCAUGUCUGCUUAGCUCAUCACAUUUAUUUCAUAUACACGUGCGCGCUGCUGUAUAUGAUCUAAUUUGUGUUUCCAACCAAAGCUGAACCAAAAAAGAGGUGGGGAGAAAAUAAUACUAACACACUAAUGCAUCUCCCACUGUGUGCUGUAGGCUAUACUCUGAUCAGCGGUAACAUUAGCACCACCUCCUUGUUUCAACACUCACUGUUACCUAAUUUCAACAGCUUCACCGACCUCACAUCCUGUAUGUUUCUCUGCAUACUUUAUUAUUCUCCUUUCACCCUGUUCUUCAAUGGUCAGGACCACCACAGUGGUCAUUAUUAUGAUCCCACAUUUGGAGGGGUUAAACAUGGGUCCCAUCUGAGUUGUACACAGCUAUACAGUGUAGUAUGCAGAGAAACAGAAGAAAUGCAGUCUGUAAUUUCAAGUACAGUAGAGAACUACAAAGUUUUCAUAUAUUUUCAAUGGUUGUGGAAACAAGGAGGUGGUGUUAAUGUUUUAGAUGAUCGAUGUAUCAUUCACUAUUUUGCGCCCAGUGGGAGGUGCUGGUUCUCUGGGCAUAUUUACAGUGGUGGUGCUGAGGGGUUUUAUGGAGAGACACUCUGGAGAAAUUUGCAUGGGCUUACUAGCAAAGAGGCUACUAGGGUUACUGCAGCUAGCUGCUAAUCAUGGCAGCCACUGGAGAGAGAGAAACCAAGCAUAUAUCUACUUUAAAGCAGACAACACACUAACGCAAAUCUGAAAGUCAUACAAACUCUAGGCAGGCUUGAGAAUUAAAUCGAUGGUACGUUUAAUUUAAAGGGAAUCGGUCACUUAAAGAUGCUAGGCACCAGUUAGCAUGAUGUUAUUUGCUGGUACAAUGCUAACUUCUCAUCUUUUUUAUUAUUUUCUUUCCUUUUUGGGAGUGACCUAUUCCCUUAAGCUUAAGAACUCUUAUAGUUAUGCUGAGAUGCCUAUGUUUCAAGCUUAUUAGUUUUAUAACGGCAUCCAUGAGGGGUAUAGCUGUGAUGUUUUGCUAGCCAAAAUGCAUGCAAGUCCAAAUAGGGACCCUUUACAGUGGACAUGGCUCAUCCUGUUGUUCUGUAAACCUCACACUAAUAAGACUAAAACAACAGUGCUAUUGAUAGCAAAGCUGGAGUGGACGCUUGAUCUCCCAAAUGCUAAAAUAAGUAGAGGCAUUUUUUUGUAAAGAUACUAAAAGACAAAGGCUUGGUUUGACAUGUUUAGGGAAACAUUAUUUACUGUAUUGUGCAAUACAUUGUUACAGAAAAGACAUUGUUUCUGUAGGAAAAGGUUGGCGUGAUGAAGAAAAUGUUUUUUUUUUACUCUUUAAAGGUCCUGUUAUCAGUCUCUAGAUGAAGUGAACUGUGCCAGGAGAUUUUUGAUCACAUUUUUUUUCCUUGCAUGCUCUCCUCCCUCUUUUGCUGCCCCCUUUCUGUCCCUUACUGUGCGCUUCGUUGGAUAUGUGACGCUGUAAACAUUCUAAAUCAGGUUAUUGUCUGUGUUGAGAUACGUAUCUGUGUAAUUAAAAAACAGUGAAAUAUAAA
Astyanax mexicanus (Mexican tetra) is the source of this 9327-nucleotide messenger RNA. RefSeq names its product CBFA2/RUNX1 partner transcriptional co-repressor 3 (gene cbfa2t3). The coding region runs from base 1044 to 3170 and encodes 708 amino acids. Gene Ontology annotation, molecular function: transcription corepressor activity. Gene Ontology annotation, cellular component: nucleus. The transcript has 13 exons. NCBI's taxonomy places the organism in Eukaryota, Metazoa, Chordata, Actinopteri, Characiformes, Acestrorhamphidae. Gene Ontology annotation, biological process: negative regulation of DNA-templated transcription; DNA-templated transcription. The record is from RefSeq and is a predicted model, not a curated record.